Molecule: messenger RNA, 3327 nt
Organism: Mesoplodon densirostris (Blainville's beaked whale)
Lineage: Eukaryota; Metazoa; Chordata; Mammalia; Artiodactyla; Ziphiidae
Gene: KSR1
Product: kinase suppressor of ras 1
Exons: 21
Coding region: 207-2990 (927 amino acids)
Biological process (GO): protein phosphorylation
Molecular function (GO): ATP binding; protein kinase activity
Source: RefSeq, a predicted model, not a curated record
GCCGUCGGGUCGCCGCGGCUUUCGCUUUGCCGCCGCGGCUGGGCGGGAGGGAGCGGCGGGCUCGGCGGCCGGCGGGCUCGCGUCCUGGCUCCGGCAGCGUCGAGGGGCGCUCCUCAGCCAGCCCUCCCGGCUCAGGGAUUCCCUUCCGAGGCGCCCGCGCCCCCGGGCUCCCCGCCUCGGCCACCCCGCGGCCCCGAUGCCGAGGCAUGGAUAGAGCGGCGCUGCGCGCGGCGGCGAUGGGGGAGAAGAAGGAGGGCGGCGGCGGGGGGGCCGCGGCGGCCGCGGAUGGGGGCGCCGGGGCCGCGGCCAGCCGGGCGCUGCAGCAGUGCGGGCAGCUCCAGAAGCUCAUCGACAUCUCCAUCGGUAGCCUGCGCGGGCUGCGCACGAAGUGCGCCGUGUCCAACGACCUCACCCAGCAGGAGAUCCGGACCCUGGAGGCAAAGCUGGUUCGGUACAUCUGCAAGCAGCGGCAGUGCAAGCUGAGCGUGGCUCCCAGCGAGAGGACCCCGGAGCUCAACAGCUACCCUCGCUUCAGCGACUGGCUGUACAUCUUUAACGUGAGGCCGGAGGUGGUACAGGAGAUCCUCUGCGAGCUCACGCUGGAUGCCCUGCUGGACAUGAACGAGGCUAAGGUGAAGGAGACGCUGCGGCGCUGCGGGGCCAGUGCCGAGGAGUGCAGCCGCCUGCAGUACGCCCUCACCUGCCUGCGGAAGGUGACAGGCCUGGGCGGGGAGCACAAAGAGGACUCGGGCUGGAGUUCGUCGGAUGCCCGACGGGAAAGCGGCUCCGGGCCUCCCGCGGACAGCCUCUCGUCAGCCAGCCUGCCCUGGCCCCCAGGGAGCUCCCAGCUGGGCAGAGUGGGCAGCGGUGCCCAGGGCCCACGCUCCGUCUCCGUGUCCGCUCUGCCCACCUCGGACUCCCCGAGCCCCGGCCCCGGCGAGGGCCUCGCGGACCCCUGUAUCUCCCUGCACACCAGCGGCCGGCUGACGCCCCGCGCGCUGCCCGGCUUCAUCACUCCGCCCACCACGCCCCAGCUCCGCCGGCACACCAAGCUGAAGCCGCCCAGAACGCCGCCCCCGCCCAGCCGCAAGGUCUUCCAGCUGCUGCCCAGCUUCCCCACGCUCACCCGGAGCAAGUCCCACGAGUCUCAGCUGGGGAACCGCAUCGACGAGGUCUCCCCGAUGAGGUUUGAUCUCCAGCACGGAUCCCCACAGAUGGUACGAAGGGACAUCGGGCUCUCCGUGACACACAGGUUCUCCACCAAGUCCUGGCUGUCGCAGGCCUGCCACGUGUGCCAGAAGAGCAUGAUGUUCGGAGUCAAGUGCAAGCAUUGCAGGUUGAAGUGUCAUAACAAGUGUACAAAAGAAGCCCCCGCCUGUAGAAUAUCCUUCCUUCCACUUCCCAGGCUUCGGAGGACAGAAUCUGUCCCCUCGGACAUCAACAAUCCAGUGGACAGAGCAGCUGAACCCCAUUUCGGGACCCUCCCCAAAGCACUGACAAAAAAGGAGCAUCCUCUGGCCAUGAACCACCUGGACUCCAGCAGCAACCCGUCCUCCACCACGUCCUCCACGCCCUCCUCGCCAGCGCCCUUCCCGACGUCGUCCAACCCACCCAGUGCCACCACGCCCCCCAACCCCUCGCCCGGCCAGAGGGACGGCAGGUUCAACUUCCCAGCUGCCUACUGUAUUCAUCAUAGACAGCAGUUUAUCUUCCCAGACAUUUCGGCAUUUCCUCAGGCAGUCCCAUUCGCCGAGGCGGACAGUUCCCGGCUUGAGAACCAGCCAAAAGCAGAUGUGUCCGAGGAUCACGAAGUGGAGGCUGAGGAGCCCGAGGCUGGCAAGUCGGAGGCCGAAGACGACGAGGACGAGGUGGAUGACCUGCCGAGCUCCCGCCGGCCCUGGCGAGGCCCCAUCUCUCGCAAGGCCAGCCAGACCAGCGUGUACCUGCAGGAGUGGGACAUCCCCUUCGAGCAGGUGGAGCUGGGCGAGCCCAUCGGGCAGGGCCGCUGGGGCCGGGUGCACCGCGGCCGCUGGCACGGCGAGGUGGCCAUCCGCCUGCUGGAGAUGGACGGCCACAACCAGGACCACCUGAAGCUGUUCAAAAAGGAGGUGAUGAACUACCGGCAGACGCGGCACGAGAACGUGGUGCUCUUCAUGGGGGCCUGCAUGAACCCGCCGCAUCUGGCCAUCAUCACCAGCUUCUGCAAGGGACGGACGUUGCACUCGUUUGUGAGGGACCCCAAGACAUCUGUGGACAUCAACAAGACCAGGCAGAUCGCCCAGGAGAUCAUUAAGGGAAUGGGAUAUCUCCAUGCCAAGGGCAUUGUGCACAAAGAUCUCAAAUCCAAGAACGUCUUCUACGACAAUGGCAAAGUGGUCAUCACAGACUUCGGGCUGUUCGGGAUCUCAGGCGUGGUCCGAGAGGGACGGCGUGAGAACCAGCUGAAGCUGUCACAUGACUGGCUGUGCUACCUGGCCCCCGAGAUUGUGAGGGAGAUGACCCCCGGCAAGGACGAGGACCAGCUCCCUUUCUCCAAAGCGGCUGACGUCUAUGCAUUUGGGACUGUUUGGUAUGAGCUGCAAGCCAGAGACUGGCCCUUGAAGAACCAAGCUGCGGAGGCCCUGAUCUGGCAGAUUGGAAGCGGAGAGGGAAUGAAGCGAGUCCUGGCCUCCGUCAGCCUGGGGAAGGAAGUCACCGAGAUCCUGUCCGCCUGCUGGGCCUUCGACCUGCAGGAGAGGCCCAGCUUCCCGCUGCUGAUGGACAUGCUGGAGAAGCUGCCCAAGCUGAACCGGAGGCUCUCGCACCCCGGGCAUUUCUGGAAGUCUGCCGAGCGCUGGCGGAGCCGCUACUACGGGAAAGGACGUUACGGUCACCCUGACUUUAAGAACAACUGUCCAGUCCUGGAGGAAUAUAUUAACAGCAGCAAAGUUGUACCCCGGUUUGAAAGGUUUGGCUUGGGCGUCCUGGAGUCCAGUAAUCCAAAGAUGUAGCCAGCUCUGCCGUUUUUCUGACAUGGUCUUUCUUUCUUAAAUGGGUCUCUAAAACAUCCAAACAACCAUCACAACGAAAAAACAACACUCUUCAAAACGCCAGCCAUCCGCCUAAGUGCUGCGACAGGAGCACGAGUCCUCGGUUUAGACUGUUCAUCCAUAAAGACACUUGGGACCCGGAGACGGAGCCGCGCCUGCUGUUUCUUAAAAUGACAUCACCAACAACCAGACCUGUCCCGACAGACGGCAAAUGUUUACAUGUAUGUUUCUGCAGAGUUGGACUCGUUGUACAAUAGGUGAUAAUAAAAACCGCCUGUGCAGAGGUCACUGGCACCGA